Messenger RNA from Yamadazyma jaroonii, 1566 nucleotides. Lineage: Eukaryota; Fungi; Ascomycota; Pichiomycetes; Serinales; Debaryomycetaceae. The record is from the annotation of a GenBank genome assembly.
AUGAACAAUAAACCUUUUAAUGACUUGAAAGAGUUGUCAACUAUGCAAAUAAUUGGUACUUUGUUGGCACUCUUUGUCGUAUAUAAAGUUUACAGAUUCAUUAAAAGGGCUUAUUUGAAGAGAAAGUUUCACGCCUACGAUCCAAAGUUAUUACCACAUUCUUAUCCUUUUUUCAGUAGAGAACCUAUCGGAGUUUUAAUAAAGAAACAAAGAGGUGAAGUGUGGAAAAUGGUAAUGGAUUUUUUUACUGAUUAUGGCCAUAGUUGGAACGCUAACAUGGGUCAUACCCUUUUUGUAACAUCAGAUCCUGAUAACAUUAAAGCUAUUUUAGCUACUCAAUUUACUGAGUUUGUCAUGGGUUUGAGACAUAAACAUUUCAAACCAUUAUUGGGAGAUGGAGUCUUCACCUUAGAUGGUCAUGGUUGGAAGACAUCAAGGGCUUUAUUAAGACCUAAUUUUUCUCGUGAACAAGUUGCUCAUACUCAAUCUUUAGAACCUCACAUUCGGACUUUGGCUAAACAUAUUAAAAAAUUCGAUGGUAAACCAUUUGACAUUCAAGAGUUAUUCUUCAGAUUCACUGUCGAUACCGCCACUGAAUUUUUAUUCGGUCAAUCGCUUUAUGGUUUAAGAGAUGGCAGUGUUGGCGAAGCUCCGCCAUCUGACGCUUGGUCAGGUUCCGGUGAUUUCUAUGAAAGUUUUACUACUGCACAAGAAAUCUGUGCUACUAGAGCAUGGGCUCAAAAUUUAUAUUGGACUAUCAACCCACCAUCAUUCCGUAAGUCUAAUGCUAUUGUUCAUAAUUUUGCUCAAUAUUAUAUCGACAAAGCUUUGAAUUUUACUCCGCAAGAAUUAGAAGAUAAAUCCAAGUCGGGUUACAUCUUCUUAUAUGAAUUAGUAAAGGAGACUAGGGAUCCUAUCAUCUUAAGGGAUCAAUUAUUGAAUAUCAUGAUCGCUGGUAGGGAUACCACUGCUGGAUUGUUAUCAAUGGUUUUCUUUGAACUUGCCAAAAACCCAGAUGUGUUUGAAAAAUUGAAACAAGCUAUUUAUGAUGACUUUGGUGACGGUGAUUCAGUUGAUUUGGAUUCCAUUACUUUUGAAUCUUUAAAGAAAUGUGAAUAUUUGAAAUGGGUUUUGAAUGAAACUUUGAGAUUGUAUCCAAAUGUUCCAUUUAAUUUUAGAUGUGCUAACAAAAACACCACUUUACCAAGAGGUGGUGGUGAUGAUUUAAGUAAGCCUGUCUUGAUUGAAAAAGGUACUGUUGUUAUAUAUAGUAUCAGUGCUACUCACAGAAAUCCUCAAUAUUAUGGUAAAGAUGCUGCUGUAUGGAGACCUGAAAGAUGGGCUGACAAAACAUUGAAACCUGGUUGGGCUUAUUUACCAUUCAAUGGAGGUCCAAGAAUUUGUCUUGGUCAACAAUUUGCUUUAACUGAAGCCAGUUAUACUAUUGUUAGGUUAAUACAAAUGUUCCCCAACUUGUAUAGUGAAGAUAAGCAGGACUAUCCACCACCAAUUCAUGCUCAGUUGACCCUUUCAUUAACCCAUGGUGAUUGGGUUAGACUUUAUUAG